AUGUUGUAUCCGCCGGGUACAAGCGCAAGAAUACCCAUCAUUGCCGUAUCCGGCACCAAUGGCAAGACAACAACCACACGCCUCAUUGCCCAUAUCGUAAAACAGAUGGGACAUAAGGUAGGCUAUACAACAACGGAUGGCGUGUACAUCCAGAACCAGAUGAUGAUGCGUGGCGACUGUACCGGGCCGGUGAGCGCAGAGUUUGUAUUACGUGACCCUACGGUUGAUUAUGCGGUGCUCGAGUGCGCACGCGGCGGACUGCUCCGUGCUGGUCUUGGCUUUCAUAACUGCGACGUGGCCGUAGUGACCAAUGUGGCCGAAGAUCACCUGGGGCUUGGUGGCAUUGAUACCCUGGAAAAACUGGCCAAGGUAAAGGCCAUCGCCGCACAUACCGUAUUGCGCAAGGGAUAUGCAGUGCUGAAUGCGGAUGACGACCUGGUGUAUGAAAUGCAUAAAGACCUGGAUUGCAGGAUCGCCUUUUUCUCGCUGCAUGAAGAUAAUCCAAGGAUCAUUGCACACUGCGCCAAAGGAGGUGUGGCCGCUAUUUAUGAACAUGGCUACUUAACCAUUAAAAAAGGCGCCUGGAAAAUAAGGGUGGAGAAAGUAACUAAUGUGCCGAUCACUUUUUCCGGCAUGGCAGAAUUUAAUGUGGCCAAUGCACUGGCUGCAACGUUAGCUGCGUAUGUACAGGAGUUUAAGAUAGAAGAUAUUCGCCAGGCCUUACAGACCUUUGUACCAGGUGCCGCCCAGACACCGGGCCGUAUGAACCUGUUCCGCUUCAAGAAUUUCUCCGUGAUGCUGGACUAUGCGCAUAAUACUCAUGGACUGCAGGCAUUGGGUAAGAUGAUCCACUCGGUAGACGCACCGUUGAAAGUAGGUGUGAUUGCCGGUGUAGGUGACCGCCGUGACGAAGACCUGGUUGCACUGGGCGAGGAAAGUGCCCGCAUCUUUGAUGAGAUCAUUAUCCGGCAGGACAAAAACCUGAGGGGACGUACCGAACAGGAGAUCAUUGAUCUGAUGACGAAAGGCAUUUAUAAUAUUGCUCCUGAAAUGAAGGUGACCACCUUCCGCCGGGAAACAGAAGCCAUAGAUUAUGCUAUCCAGACUGCUAUCAAAGAUUCCUUUAUCGUGGUGAUCAGCGAUGUGGUACCCGAUGCAUUGGAGCAGGUAAAACAAUACAAAGCCGAAGAAGAUGGCGCCCUGAUCUAA
Molecule: messenger RNA, 1209 nt
Organism: Ostertagia ostertagi
Lineage: Eukaryota; Metazoa; Nematoda; Chromadorea; Rhabditida; Trichostrongylidae
Source: the annotation of a GenBank genome assembly